ACCCACUGCUCUGCCUGUUGGAGACUAAUAAUGACUAGGUACUUUGAUUACCUGUGCCUCACCUAUACCUACGCAUCGCUGAAAACAGGAGACAUCCCAAGAAGGAAGGUGCUCUGCUUUGUAUAAGACUGUUUUAGGGGUUCAUAUCCAUGGCAGACAGAUAAAUAGGGGGAUAGCAUUGAAAUGUUUCAGCAGAAGCUCCGUCAGUUUGAAGAUCACGCACUGCGCAUGAUAUAUAAAUAUUUCCAAGAUGAUCUGCUCUACAUCGUGGAGAACUUGAAUCUGUACUCACUCUUGGAUCAACUAAAUUUGCAAAAUAUCCCAGAAGUUACGAAAUACAAGGAUCUAGAAAAAGAUGUGGUCCGGAUAUUGCUAGAUGAUAUUUUCAAACUUGGAAGAGAAGCUGUGAUAGGUUUGUGGGUCAGUCUUUAUGUCCUACGAAAGGAACAUCAGCUUCCCAGCUUAGAAGCUGUGCUUGAAGAACUCUGUCAAAAAGUGACACUGUAGGAAAUGGACGAAGCGGCUGCUGGGCCUUGUCUGACCAGUCCCGGGAGCGGAGGUGAGCCGACCAGUCCCGGGAGCGGAGGUGAGCCGACCAGUCCCGGGAGCGGAGGGGAGCCGACCAGUCCCGAGAGCGGAGGGGAGCCGACCAGUCCCAAGAGCGGAGGUGAGCCGACCAGUCCCGGGAGCGGAGGGGAGCCGACCAGUCCCGGGAGCGGAGCGGAGGGGAGCCGACCAGUCCCGGGAGCGGAGUACUACCGCGGAGGUGAGCCGACCAGUCCCGGGAGCGGAGGUGAGCCGACCAGUCCCGGGAGCGGAGGUGAGCCGACCAGUCCCGGGAGCGGAGGUGAGCCGACCAGUCCCGGGAGCGAAGGGGAGCCGACCAGUCCCGGGAGCGGAGGGGAGCCGACCAGUCCCGGGAGCGGAGGGGAGCUGACCAGUCCCGAGAGCGGAGGGGAGCCGACCAGUCCCGAGAGCGGAGGUGAGCCGACCAGUCCCGGGAGCGGAGGGGAGCCGACCAGUCCCGGGAGCGGAGCGGAGGGGAGCCGACCAGAGCCGACCAGUCCCGGGAGCGGAGCCUCCAUUUUUCCGCAUAAAUAUCGGGACAUCCUGUGGUCACACUGUGGUAUUACACUUCAGUCAGUACUACCGCGGAGGUGAGCCGACCAGUCCCGGGAGCGGAGGUGAGCCGACCAGUCCCGGGAGCGGAGGUGAGCCGACCAGUCCCGGGAGCGAAGGGGAGCCGACCAGUCCCGGGAGCGGAGGGGAGCCGACCAGUCCCGGGAGCGGAGGGGAGCCGACCAGUCCCGAGAGCGGAGGGGAGCCGACCAGUCCCGAGAGCGGAGGUGAGCCGACCAGUCCCGAGAGCGGAGGUGAGCCGACCAGUCCCGGGAGCGGAGGGGAGCCGACCAGUCCCGGGAGCGGAGCGGAGGGGAGCCGACCAGAGCCGACCAGUCCCGGGAGCGGAGGUGAGUGCACAUGAAGUGCAAAGACGUUUCAAAAAUCUGCUGUGGGGCCCAGUCAGUUCUAGUUAGGCCACGGCACUGUAUGUAUACAGUAAAUGAUGCUACCCUGUGCCACAGUAUACAUACAAAUAACAUUUGCCAAUAAUAGCACCUGUAGUACUGCAGUAAACUGUGCACACGGGUAAUGCCGCCACAUUCUGUGCCCACAGAGAAGUCUGCGCUAUACCCUGCAUACGCGUAAUGGCGUAUAAUCCUACAUCAAAUGAGUAGGUGGCCAAUACUCAACCAGUGCUAAUGUCCCAGAGGCCGCCUCUCCUUAGAGACACACGUUCACUGCCGGUUAGCAGUGUUCCUUCCCAGAAUAUGUUGUGCACGUCCACCUUUCACAGUGUCCCGGUUCCCACUGCUUCCUGUCUCUGAUGUACACACGCAUGCCUGGCCUAC
Molecule: messenger RNA, 1910 nt
Organism: Bufo gargarizans (Asiatic toad)
Lineage: Eukaryota; Metazoa; Chordata; Amphibia; Anura; Bufonidae
Product: collagen alpha-1(III) chain-like
Exons: 7
Coding region: 511-1161 (216 amino acids)
Source: RefSeq, a predicted model, not a curated record